AUGACACAGUGGUGGCGGUGGUUUCGUUGUCGUCGCGAAGCGGUUCAAACGUCGUCGUGGACGGAGCAGUUGUGGACGGAAUCUCUGCAGUGGUCGGCUCGCUCGCAUCAUCCAAGUGCGGUCGUCGAGGUUGCAGUGGACGAGGAAGCCGUCGUUGUCGAUUCAGUCUCCUUGGCCGCUCCUUCUGUGGUCACUGUCGAUGACACAGUGGUGGCGGUGGUUUCGUUGUCGUCGCGAAGCGGUUCAAACGUCGUCGUGGACGGAGCAGUUGUGGACGGAAUCUCUGCAGUGGUCGGCUCGCUCGCAUCAUCCAAUGCGGUCGUCGAGGUUGCAGUGGACGAAGAGGCCGUCGCUGUCGAUUCAGUCUCCUUGGCCGCUCCUUCUGUGGUCAGUGUCGAUGACACAGUGGUGGCGGUGGUUUCGUUGUCGUCGCGAAGCGGUUCAAACGUCGUCGUGGACGGAGCAGUUGUGGACGGAAUCUCUGCAGUGGUCGGCUCGCUCGCAUCAUCCAAUGCGGUCGUCGAGGUUGCAGUGGACGAAAAGGCCGUCGCUGUCGAUUCAGUCUCCUUGGCCGCUCCUUCUGUGGUCAGUGUCGAUGACACAGUGGUGGCGGUGGUUUCGUUGUCGUCGCGGAGCGCUUCGGAUGUCCGUCGUGAAGGGAGCUGUUGUGGUUGGAUUCGCCGUAGUGGUCGGCUCGCUCGCAUCAUCCAAUGCGGUCGUCGAGGUUGCAGUGGACGAAGAGGCCGUCGCUGUCGAUUCGGUCUCCUUUGGCCGCUCCUUGUGUGGUCACUGUCGAUGACACAGUGGUGGCGGUGGUUUCGUUGUCGUCGCGAAGCGGUUCAAACGUCGUCGUGGACGGAGCAGUUGUGGACGGAAUCUCUGCAGUGGUCGGCUCGCUCGCAUCAUCCAAUGCGGUCGUCGAGGUUGCAGUGGACGAGGAAGCCGUCGCUGUCGAUUCAGUCUCCUUGGCCGCUCCUUCUGUGGUCACUGUCGAUGACACAGUGGUGGCGGUGGUUUCGUUGUCGUCGCGAAGCGCUUCGGAUGUCGUCGUGA
Molecule: messenger RNA, 1053 nt
Organism: Ostertagia ostertagi
Lineage: Eukaryota; Metazoa; Nematoda; Chromadorea; Rhabditida; Trichostrongylidae
Source: the annotation of a GenBank genome assembly